This is a messenger RNA of Nomia melanderi (Alkali bee), 919 nucleotides long. The record is from RefSeq and is a predicted model, not a curated record. NCBI's taxonomy places the organism in Eukaryota, Metazoa, Arthropoda, Insecta, Hymenoptera, Halictidae.
GGGAAAUGGAGCGACCAGUUGAUGGUUGCUCACACGGAUUACAGAAAAGGCAGAAUCAACGAGGCGUUCGCCAAUUACGCUCUUCUCGCGGAAAUGGGUUACGAAGUUGCGCAGAGUAACGCUGCCUUUAUACUGGACAAGGGGGAGACUACGAUACUGACAGAAGAAGAAGGUUUGGUCAGAGCACUUGCUCUGUGGUCUAGAGCCGCCGCGCAGGGAUACUCUGCUGCUCAGGUGAAACUGGGAGACGCUCAUUAUUACGGCAGAGGGACGGAAGUCGAUUACGAGGCUGCGGCUAGUCACUACCGACUAGCUCCCGAGACAGCUCAAGCGAUAUUUAAUCUUGGAUACAUGUACGAACGCGGCUUAGGCUUGGCGAGAGACCGAUACUUGGCCAAACGGUGUUACGAUCUUGCUGCGGAGGCCAGCCCGGACGCGAAAAUUCCCGUCGCGUUGGCGCUCAUUAAGCUCUCCUUCCUUUUCGGUUUAGAUUAUCUGCAGGAAUUUAGUCUUGUCGAUCAUCUGAAUAAAUGGGACCAGCUCUUCGGCCAGAACUGGGACUUGUUUCUCAUAGGACUACUGACUGGCAUGCUCAGCAUAAUUAUUUACUUCCGCAGGCCGCAGCCACCACAUCUGCCUGGAAUUAAUUAAUUAAUUUAUUGAUUAAUCGAUUAAUUAAUUAAUUCUUUACUAUUCCUUUUUUGUUUCCAGUCCCUUUCUUUUUCUUUUUUUUUAGACGAAGUCAAAUUUGUUACUGAUGGUUCGUAAAUACACGCACGUGCGUGCAUACCAACACGUUGUUUUCAUUGAACCACCUCAUUCGCACGAAAUCGUUACGAAUUUUAAGGGAACUCUGUACUUCUAAGAUCUUACUUCGGUUUGCGAGAGUGUGCUGAUCCGUGUGUGUGAGUAAUUUGUA